This is a messenger RNA of Telopea speciosissima, 3487 nucleotides long. RefSeq names its product probable phospholipid-transporting ATPase 8. Gene Ontology annotation, biological process: phospholipid translocation. NCBI's taxonomy places the organism in Eukaryota, Viridiplantae, Streptophyta, Magnoliopsida, Proteales, Proteaceae. The coding region runs from base 7 to 3465 and encodes 1152 amino acids. The transcript has 11 exons. Gene Ontology annotation, molecular function: ATP binding; ATP hydrolysis activity; magnesium ion binding. The record is from RefSeq and is a predicted model, not a curated record. Gene Ontology annotation, cellular component: plasma membrane.
AAUAAAAUGCAGGGUGGAAGAGGGAUACACUUCAGCCAGCUCUACAUAUUUUCAUACAUCCAAUCGUUUCAGGAUGAUCACUCCCAGAUAGGGCAGAAAGGUUACUCGAGAGUGGUCUACUGUAACGACCCCGAUAAUCCUGAAGCAUUAAAACUCAAAUACAGGGGAAACUGUAUCUCCACCACGAAGUAUACUGUAUUUAAUUUCGUCCCCAAGUCUUUGUUUGAGCAGUUUAGAAGGGUUGCAAACAUAUACUUUCUUGUUGCGGCUUGUGUUUCCUUUAGUCCGUUGGCGCCUUACCGGGCUGGCAGCAUCGUUUUACCUCUUGUGGUAGUGAUCGGGGCUACAAUGGUCAAGGAGGCUGUUGAAGACUGGAGGCGUAGGAAGCAGGAUAUAGAGGCCAAUAAUCGUAAGGUUAAAGUGUAUGGGAAGGAUCAUACUUUCCACAAAACUAAGUGGAAGAAUGUACGGGUUGGAGAUCUCGUCAGGGUGGAGAAGGAUGAAUUCUUUCCUGCUGAUCUGCUUCUGCUUUCUUCAAGUUAUGAUGAUGGGAUUUGUUAUGUUGAGACCAUGAAUCUUGAUGGUGAGACAAACUUAAAAGUCAAGCGAUGUUUGGAAGCAACAGCUGCACUGCGUGAUGAGUUCUGGAAAUUUAAAGCAAUUGUGAGAUGUGAGGACCCAAAUGAACACUUGUAUUCCUUCAUUGGAAAUUUGUAUCAUGAGAACAGACAGUACCCUCUUUCACCUCAUCAGAUCCUUCUGAGAGAUUCAAAGCUUCGAAACACUGAAUAUAUCUAUGGAGUGGUUAUUUUUUGUGACCAUGACACAAAGGUAAUGCAGAAUACGAUACAUCCUCCUUCCAAGAGAAGUAAGGUUGAAAGGAAAAUGGAUAAGAUAAUCUAUUUCCUUUUCAGUGUCCUGGUUUUGAUUUCUUCUAUUGGAUCCGUUCUCUUUGGUGUUCAAACUAAGAAUGAUAUUAGUGGAGGAAGGUAUAAAAGGUGGUAUCUUAGACCAGAUUCUACAACUGUAUUUUUUGACCCAAGAAGAGCUUCUUUAGCAUCAUUUUGUCAUUUCUUGACUGGUCUUAUGUUGUAUGGAUAUUUGAUACCAAUAUCCUUGUAUGUAUCCAUUGAAAUUGUGAAGGUUUUGCAGACUAUAUUUAUUAAUCAAGACAAGAAUAUGUAUUAUGCGGUAACAGAAAAGCCAGCCCUGGCCCGCACUUCAAAUUUGAAUGAGGAUCUUGGUCAGGUUCAUACUAUACUUUCUGACAAAACAGGUACAUUGACAUGCAACUCUAUGGAGUUUGUUAAAUGCUCCAUAGCUGGUACUGCUUAUGGCCGUGGUGUUACUGAAGUAGAGAAGGCUAUCAAAAGAAGGAAAAAAGAUGGCGAUCCUGAAUCUGUUGAAGCAUCGUUUGAUAUGGAGGAGCAUAGUGGCAAUAUUACGGACUCAAGAAAGUCAAUCAAGGGUUUCAACUUCAGGGAUGAACGUAUCAUGGAAGGGAAGUGGAUAAAUGAACUUCAUGCGUAUGUCAUACAGAAUUUCUUUCGUGUGUUAGCAAUCUGCCAUACUGCCAUUCCUGAUGUAAAUAAGGAGUCAGGUGAAAUUUCUUAUGAAGCUGAGUCACCAGAUGAAGCUGCUUUUGUCAUAGCUGCAAGGGAGUUUGGCUUUGAAUUCUAUGAAAGGACACAGACUAGUAUAUCAUUGCAUGAAUUGGAUCUGAAGACUGGGAAAAAGGUUGCUAGGGCAUAUAAGCUUCUUCAUGUCUUAGAGUUUAGCAGUUCCCGCAAGAGAAUGUCAGUGAUAGUGAGGAAUGAAGAGAAUCAGCUGUUACUCCUUUGCAAGGGUGCAGACAGUGUAAUGUUUGAAAGGCUCUCAGAGGAUGGACAGAUAUUUGAGAUUGAGACGAAAGAUCACAUUAGCAGAUAUGCUGCAGCAGGUUUAAGAACCUUGGUAAUUGCAUAUCGUGAACUGGGUGAACAAGAGUACGCAAUAUGGAAAGAGGAUCUCUUUGAGGCCAAAACAUCUGUCUCUGCUGACCGCGACACACAGGUAGAUGCUGCAGCGGAUAAGAUCGAGAGGGAUUUGAUACUUCUUGGUGCCACAGCUGUUGAAGACAAACUGCAAAAGGGGGUUCCUGAAUGCAUCAAGAACCUUUCCCAGGCUGGGGUUAAAAUAUGGGUCUUAACUGGGGACAAGAUGGAAACUGCAGUCAAUAUUGGGUAUGCAUGUAGGCUGCUGAGGGAAGAGAUGAGGCAGAUUGUGAUUACACUAGAUACACCAGAUAUCAUUGCCUUGGAGAAACAAAGAGACAAGGAAGCAAUUGCAAAGGCUUCCCGUGAGAGUGUAACGAUGCAAAUACGAGAAGGAAAAUCUCAAGUUAUUUCUUCUAGACAAAGUUGUGUUUCAUCUGCUUUGAUAAUUGAUGGUAAGUCUUUGAUCUUUGCCCUCGCGGAGAAUCUAGAGAGCUUGUUUCUGGAGCUUGCAAUUGAUUGUUCAUCUGUUAUUUGCUGUCGAUCAUCUCCAAAACAGAAAGCACUUGUUACUAGAUUGGUGAAAAAGGCAACAGGUAAAACAACAUUAGCAAUUGGUGAUGGGGCAAAUGAUGUUGGCAUGCUUCAAGAAGCUGACAUAGGAGUUGGCAUCAGCGGUGUGGAGGGAAUGCAGGCUGUUAUGGCUAGUGAUUUUGCAAUUGGUCAGUUCUGUUUUCUGGAGCGUCUGUUGCUGGUACACGGCCAUUGGUGUUACAGGCGAAUAGCCAAGAUGAUAUGUUACUUUUUCUACAAAGACAUAACAUUUGGUUUAACCUUAUUUUGGUUUGAGGCUUAUGCGUCUUUCUCCGGCCAACCUGCUUAUAAUGAUUGGUGCAUGACCUUCUACAAUGUUUUCUUCACUUCUCUUCCUGUGAUUGCACUUGGUAUCUUUGAUCAGGAUGUUUCUGCAAGCCUCUGUCUUGAGUACCCUCUGUUAUAUCAAGAAGGUUUACAGAACAUCCUCUUCAGCUGGGCUCGUAUACUUGGUUGGAUGUUUAAUGGGGUUAUCAGUUCUGGUAUCAUCUACUUCUUCAUCACUAGUUCGGUCAUUCACCAGGCCUUUCGGAGAGAUGGACGAGUGGCAGAGUAUGAAGUCCUCGGGGUCACAUUGUAUACUUGUGUUGUGUGGACUGUAAACUGCCAGAUGGCUCUGACCAUCAACUACUUCACAUGGAUCCAACACUUCUUCAUCUGGGGCUGCAUCAUCUUCUGGUACAUAUUCUUGGUUAUUUAUGGGUUGCUUCCACCAACAUUAUCUACAACAGCAUACCAGGUUCUUGUGGAAGCAUGUGCAUCAAGUCCUCUUUACUGGUUGUCCACCUUCUUUGUUGUUAUAUCUGCAUUAAUACCUUAUUUUUCCUAUAAGGCUUUUCAAAUCCGAUUCUGUCCUAUGUACCAUAACAAAAUUCAGAUAGCACGAUUAAAAGGCUGACGCUCAAAAUUCUGUUGGGUUC